CCCCUAUUCUCCCUUCUUCUUCCCCUUCAGACAAGAGUUUCCUCUGUUCCAUUACUUUGUUUUGUUCUUUUUCUGUUUAAGGAUUGGAUUUUACCAAGAAAAUAUGGAUUUUGUCUUCUCGACGGUUAAGAUGGUCUCUGUUCUGGUUUUCAGUUUUGUAGCUUCGAAUGGCCUGGUGGGGUUUGGAUCAGAUGCACAACUGUUGCCGGAAGCGGAAGGUAUGCAAUGAACUUUCAUUUGAAUUUUGAAGUUAUUGUUUAUAUGAAUUUGCUGUGUUUGGUUCCCCAGAAUUUGAUGGAAAUUAGAAGAAAGUUUAUGACUUCCGUUAAGUGUUUUUUCAUUGCACUAACAAUCUAAAUUCUUGGUGUAACUACUUCUUUAACAUUUUCCUUUUGUUUGUAAUGGUUGGUUGUUUGAAAUUCUUUGUUUGGUUGCUUUGAAUCCCCAGGAAAAAAGAGAAGAAAGUUUGAUUCUAAAGUCUUAAUCAAUUCUUUUCUCUGUUCAACUUGAUGAGCGUUUUAGAAUUCUCUUGCUUAAUCUUGAUAAGCUAAGUUUAACGUUGUUUGGUUGAUGAGAAAUUGUGGGAAACGUAAAGAUACAAAAUUCCUGGGUCUACGCAAGUACACUGCUUUCAAAACUACUGAAAAUGAAGUUUCAUUAAAAAACUAAAAUUCAUGAUCAGUUUGUACCCUGAAAACUGUUGAAAUGAAGGGUUCUUUUCCCAGGACAAUAAAGGAUUUCUUUUCUCCUUUUUUUUUCUCGGCAACCAAACAGGGGAUUAGCACAGUUACUUCUUUUAGAUAUUUUAAUUGCUUACUUCAAGGACAUUUUUUCUUUUUCUUUUUUCGCAUAAUAAGUAUCCUUGGAUCUUGAUUCCCCUUCUCAAUUCUUAUGCUAUUUUCACAAUUCCUCACUGCUUGUUGCAAUGUCACUUUCAUGGGUUUCAUUUUCUUAAUAAAUCAGUAAUUGUCGCUGGAAAAAAUUUAAAAUAAAAAAAUCACUUUCAGUCAAAUAUUAGUGUGUUAACAGGAUAAAGAUUGUCACUGAAC
Rubroshorea leprosula is the source of this 1049-nucleotide messenger RNA. The record is from the annotation of a GenBank genome assembly. NCBI's taxonomy places the organism in Eukaryota, Viridiplantae, Streptophyta, Magnoliopsida, Malvales, Dipterocarpaceae.